This is a messenger RNA of Saccharomycopsis crataegensis, 459 nucleotides long. It is a transcript of the gene APS1, whose product is annotated as Aps1p. The record is from RefSeq and is a predicted model, not a curated record. Gene Ontology annotation, cellular component: AP-1 adaptor complex; intracellular membrane-bounded organelle. Lineage: Eukaryota; Fungi; Ascomycota; Saccharomycetes; Ascoideales; Saccharomycopsidaceae. The transcript has 2 exons. Gene Ontology annotation, molecular function: clathrin-cargo adaptor activity. Bases 1 to 459 code for a protein of 152 amino acids. Gene Ontology annotation, biological process: vesicle-mediated transport; protein transport.
AUGAUCAAAUAUAUCCUCCUUUUGUCCCGACAAGGCAAAGUCCGGUUGGCAAAAUGGUACAUUCCCCUCUCCCAGAAAGAAAAAACUAAGAUUAUUAGAGAACUCACCGCGAUCAUCCUUUCCAGAAGGGCCAAAAUGUGCAAUAUCAUUGAGUACAAGGAUUCCAAGAUUAUUUAUCGAAGAUACGCUUCGUUAUUUUUCAUCACCAAUAUCCCAAAUGAGGACAAUGAGCUUCUCACACUAGAAAUCGUCCAGAGAUACGUUGAGCAAAUGGAUAAGGCGUACGGGAACGUCUGUGAAUUGGAUAUCAUUUUCAAUUUCCAGACAGCAUACCAUAUCCUUGACGAAUUAAUAUUGGACGGGGUAGUCCAGGAAACUUCUAAAAGAGAAGUGCUAAGAAGAGUAGCCACUCAGAACCAGCUAGAGAGUGCUGAUGAAUUGAAUAGUGUGAUGACCUAA